AUGGAGCAGGCGUACAUUACUUUGACAUCGUAUCUCCGGAAUGCUCCCCUAGCGGCGUCCCUCUCUGAUCCUCUGGCGGCGUGCUCUCGGCUGCCGGCGGAGGCCGACAAACAUCCGGACGUGUCACGCGGAGCCCCGCCCUGUGUCAACCGCGGCGAUUUCGGAGACGGUGGAUGGCAGAGGCCGCCGCUGAGCCAGGCAGAUGGACCCCACGGGGGAGAGAGGAGGGAAGGAGACGCAAUGGAGGCGCUCAACCGAAGCGCGUCGACUCUGUCAGACACCCUGUGGGCGUUCCACGAGAAGAUGAAGCAGCAGUGGUCGCAGCUGCAGCUCACAGAUGAUUCCACGCCUGCGCUCACCAGGGGCACCUCGGGAGAAGAAAAAGAAGACGCAGGGCCGGGUGCCGCAAAGGACCUCGCGGGAGGGUGCGGAAGCCCACACGCCGCCGAUGCGUGGUCGCGCUCCGCCGCCAAUGGAUCUUCCCCCACCGAUGGCCUCGCUUCUCCUUUGCGCGAAAACGGGUUCCUCAGCGCCGCUGCAUACCCGAGAAGACCUGCAUCCUUACCACCCGCUGGAGACACGGAAUGCCCGGUUCAGGAUCUCGACUCCCGAAGCGGGUCGCCUGCCUCGGCGAGGCGCGACGGUUUCUCGAAACAUCCCGCGCGCUCCAGCGCCGCAGCCAGGUGCCUGGCUGCGGCUGCUGCGCCCAGCGGCGAAGACAACCUAGCGCUCGGUCUGGCGCCGUUGCCGCCAGCGUGGAGCUCUAGAGAUCCCGCGGGGGUGCAGGCGACGGGCGGAAGAGCCGCUCACUCUCCUCAGAGCGCCUGGGCGUCGGCGGCUGCAGCUGCGACUGCGGCCCAAGCCGCGGCCAUCGCGACGCACAGCUUGGCAGAGGCGUAUCGACAGCUGAGGAAGGAGAACCGCAAGACGCUGGUGGCCUUCCGGAAGCUGCGCGUGGCGGGCGGUCUGCAGCUCGCGCUCUGCUUCUUGGGGAUGAUCCUCCGUCCGUGGAGCCCGCCCCAUGAUUCCGCAGGAGAGGAAACCUUGUCCCACUCCGCGCUCUGGUGGGUUUACAUGACCGUCUUCCUCUUUACCGCGUGGUACCUGUACGGCAUCAGUGAGCCCAGCACUGCGUGGGAGGAGCGUCAAGCGCAAGAAACCCUCGAGCGGCUGCGGCAGCACCAGGAGUCUGCCGCGCUGCUGCAGGUGGACGCGGUUCGAACCCCGGCGGGCGCGCCCGCGACCCGCGCGGCCCGCGAAGUUCUUCUGAAGCCUGAGGAGGCGGGCGACCCGAGGCGCGAGCGCCGGCGAUCGAGCGCACAGAGUUCUGUGUAUGCGAUUCCUGGUCAGCAAGACGUACCGCAGCCAGCCGAUGCGCCGCCACCUCCCGUUGAGACCUGGCCUCAGCGACCCGUUCUGCUCAGAGCCACAGAAGAAGCAUGGAUCGUCGACCGGGUGAACGCGCUCGCGCAGCGCCACAAAUCGAAGCGGUGGAAGAAUACGCAUGUGAAGAACAGCCACGACCUUCCAGCCAUCCGAUACCCUUCCGCUCCUCUCCUGUUCAUGAGAAAGGAGCUCGCGGAUCCAACGCAAGCGGUUCACCGUUUCGAGAAUCCCUUCUUCAGAGGCGUGGUUGUGAUUCGCGUGGCGGCCGUCGGAGAGUCCCCAGGUGGUGCAACGUACACAGACUCGAAGAAGCGCUGCAUGCAAGCGUGUGUUCAGGGGCAGUUCUUGCAGCCUCAUCGAGUCGGAGAAGUGUUGACGGGCCAAGUGUUCUCUCACGCGCUGAAGUCCCUGCCCCCGCGGUGGAUGGUCAGCCUCGGCAUGAAGGUUGUCAAGCGCUUAACCAACACGCUCAAGGAGGACAUCACGUCGGAGCAUCCAUACUUCCUCACGCCUGCUGUCUGCGUGGCGCAGACUGUGCACGUUGCUCACGCGCCAAAGAGCAUCUCUAAGUCGGAGUCCGGCGAGUCGCGAAGGGGCGCGAACGGGACGAAAGCGGCAGGCGAUGCGCCGUCCUUCACCUCCGAGAGAAAUGGUCACGGAAACUUUUACAUUGCACCUCCAGACGUCAUGAAUCCGAUGAUUGAGGAAGACACGCGGCUGCUGGGAGGGCCCUUCGCGUCGGGUGGCGUGUCAUCCGAGACACGCAAGAAUAUGAUGGGUGAAAAAAAGCUCCUGAAAGAACUCGUCUUCUCUCCGGAUUACAUUUACACGUUCGACUUUUUUCAGAACAUUUUUUACCCCUCGUCCUACGAGUUCGAUUUGGGUAUCUCAAGGAUUGAUCUUUCCCCCUUCCUGAACCGCCAGCCGAUCGAGCUAAUGGCUCUUCUUGACGAUUCGUUCAUUCGAGAUGAACGCCCAACCGAAGGUGGAAUAACGGCAAACAACGCCAGCAAACAGGAGAACUCCGAAGAUGAAGAUGUGUCCAAAUGGCAGCCGCCGCCUGGCUCUUGGAAAUUCUUGUGGAGAUACCAACUGUGGCACGAGAAACUGCUUCUCCACUAA
Molecule: messenger RNA, 2508 nt
Organism: Besnoitia besnoiti
Lineage: Eukaryota; Apicomplexa; Conoidasida; Eucoccidiorida; Sarcocystidae
Exons: 10
Coding region: 1-2508 (835 amino acids)
Source: RefSeq, a predicted model, not a curated record